Messenger RNA from Truncatella angustata, 522 nucleotides. RefSeq lists its product as uncharacterized. Gene Ontology annotation, molecular function: carbonate dehydratase activity; zinc ion binding. Lineage: Eukaryota; Fungi; Ascomycota; Sordariomycetes; Amphisphaeriales; Sporocadaceae. The transcript is spliced from 3 exons. The record is from RefSeq and is a predicted model, not a curated record. The coding region runs from base 1 to 522 and encodes 173 amino acids.
AUGUCUUCCUUACGACUCAUACCGCAAUUAUUAGAGAGAAACCAGGAAUAUGCUAAAUCGCACACACCGCUACCUCUCAUCACUGAAUUUCCGCCUGGAACACGAGGGCCGAAAACAGUAAUAUGCACGUUUUCCGCAGUAUCAAUCAUCAAAUUCUCAACUGACAACGCUCCAGUCUCAUGCUGUGAUGGACGCGUAGACCCCGAAGCCGUUCUAGGAUUGAAGCCAGGCGGUAUGUACACCAUUGUCAUUGCAUGUUUUCCAACAUCUAAAGACUCACUGUCGUUCGAUUCAGAAGCUAUCGUGCUUAGAAAUGCUGGCUGCAAUGUGCCUCAAAACCUUGAAGAUCUUCUCCUGCUUGAUCAUGUUCGUGGUGGUGUUGAAGAAGUACUUGUUCUUGAACAUACCGACUGUGGGGUAACAUACGCGACCGACGAAGAAAUCCGCGAGAGUUUGAAGAAGCUAGUGCCAAGCCACUCUAAGGAUAUUGACGCGUUCGAAUUUGGUACUUUCAAGAAGUAA